AUGGCCGAUCGAUGUCCCGAUAUUCUGGGAACAGCAAGCAUUGCGACGCGUCAGGAUGACCUAGCCAACAAGGUCAACGCGGAGACGCGGCGAGAGAUAUUCACUAGUCUUACUUCGGAUGAUUCUGCGUGUAGGCCACCCCACGUGUGUCUCGAAAUUGAUGAGCCAGCGUCUGCCUCUGUUGGCAUUCAUUUCGACGUAGACAGUAUUACAGGCUUCCCGAGUGACCUCGCCGUGGCUAAAGAGGGUGUUCGAUGGCAUCCCACCCAAAUGCCUAUCUCCGACCUCCAGUCCAAUCUCCAUCUCGAUUCGCGCAAAGUGUCCUAUUUCGACGAAGCUGGUCGCUUACACAAGGUCCGCCGCCCAGUCCACCAGAUCCCGCACUACACUUUCGGUCGCCUCGUUGGCUUCGAAGAUAUCUCCCUCUACUUCCUCUUUCCCCAUCUCUAUCGAGAAACGCAACAGUCUAGCCGACUUCGCGAUGAAGAUUUCCGGAUAUGGAUAGACGACAUCUUGCUUCCCAUCAUUUACGAACAUUACAGCAGUUCUCACGUCCAGCACUAUCCGUCCAGUUUUGAUCACAGUCGCUAUAACGCCACUGCUCGCGGGGUAGAGCUUCGCGGCCAGCGAAUUAACGCAGUGUCGCGAGAGCAGCAGCUAGUGUAUUUUCUCCCGCCCGAAUCUCUGCCUCAAGUUUGGCAGUCGACCUUGGUAGCCGUCCAACAGCCGGGGUUCCGCCAAUUUCGCGACGUCACCAUUCUACUACAGGCCAAAAACUUGAAGAAGGGUACGGUUAAUGAGACCUAUGUCACAUCAGAUUUUUACUUCGACAUUGCCACGGAAAUAUGUCCUACCAAGGCUUCUCGUGUUGCGUCAUCGGUACCCAGGCCCAGUCCAAGGCCUGAAGGCGAAGACGGUAAAGAGGACACCGGAGCGGACUUGUGGACAACCCUGCUGUGGAAGCGGUGCUGUUUAGAGUCUCGGAGAUCCUGGAUGCAGCAGGGUCCAGCCAGAGACCCAAGCCGAAAAGAAGUGUUUUACCCUUUCUGCAUACUCCAAGACACCGGCAGUCUCACCGUGGAGUCGAGCCCCCGUUCUCGGCCGCGCGCAGCCGGUAUUCUCUUCACUCAGGACUACCCCACCGGCAUCAAGGAGCCCUUCGCCGCCGGUAAGGUAUACCCGUUCAUGAAUAAGGCGAUCGAGACUUUGGCGUUGGACAAGAGCCUGCAGCGAACGUGGGAGCUCGUUGGAGGUGGUCUCAGUCACAAUCCCACGGCACUCAUCAAAUCCUAUUUGUACACCAAGCUUCGUUAUCAUUUUGCAUUACAGGGGUCGCUCAAGAAAUCUUCUGGUAUUCGCAGUGAGCACCGUAUCUCCGGAGAACUAUUCCACGCCCUCGAUGCGCAGUUUCGCGCCCGGAGACGACACGAUCAGCCUAUCACAUUCAUACCGGGGAGGGAGGCCCCCUUCUACAGCUUCCGUACCACGGAUAUGCUGCUCGGCGGAUGUUGGCAGGACGUGCGAUUUCAGCCAGACCCCCGGCAGCUAGAUGGCCUUCGACGUGUCGAGGGUCUCGGCUUUCGGCGAACGAUGGAAGAAUUUGGCUAUGCGUGGUUUCUCGACAAGAUUGACUGGAACACUCUGACCUUUCGACAGCCUCAUGCGGCUCACAUGAUGUUCAAUAAUCCAUCGAUACAGGCGGCAUAUCAUGCCCGAUACGGCCAAGUCCGUGACGUUCGCCUCGACUUCAUUCGGAUGGAUAAAGCGCGGCAGUGGAUAAUCGAGUUCAGCGGCGUACCAGCAUGUUUGGACUUUCUUGAGAAAUACCUCCGCCAGCUUUACUUAUGUGCCUUCCGGAAAGAUGUCUUUCGUCACAUCAAGUCGGUCCUAGAUCCUGAGAAAGCGGAAGCCGCGCUGGCUGGUAAGGUGCCGCUAUACUACGCCAGCAUCAAAAAAGCUCUCAAGGAGAAGUAUCGCCCACCGAAGCUCGCUCACGGUAACCGCCUUGGGGUGAAAAGCAUGGACGUUUUAUUUUCAUAG
Molecule: messenger RNA, 2040 nt
Organism: Fonsecaea multimorphosa CBS 102226
Lineage: Eukaryota; Fungi; Ascomycota; Eurotiomycetes; Chaetothyriales; Herpotrichiellaceae
Exons: 3
Coding region: 1-2040 (679 amino acids)
Source: RefSeq, a predicted model, not a curated record